Dicentrarchus labrax (European seabass) is the source of this 2917-nucleotide messenger RNA. RefSeq names its product suppressor of tumorigenicity 7 protein homolog. The transcript has 15 exons. Lineage: Eukaryota; Metazoa; Chordata; Actinopteri; Moronidae. The record is from RefSeq and is a predicted model, not a curated record. The coding region runs from base 999 to 2543 and encodes 514 amino acids.
CUCCCUUUCUUUUGUCACCUUUGCUUUCGCCUCCUCCUUCCUACCUCCUCUCCUCCUUUCUCACAUCUUCCCCCUUUUCUUGCCCUCCUUCCUUUAUUCAUCGCCUUUUUGCUUCUGCCCUUCCACCUCUCCUUCUACACUCUUUUGCACUGCCAUCGUUUACGUCUUACCCUCCAUUUUCCUCCUGUUUCUCCUUAUUUCUCUUUCCCCUUCUCCCUCCUUGCCUCCCUCCCUCUCUCCUCUCUCUUCAUCUGGCAGCAGUAGUCAGUCAAUCUUUUUACAGCUCUCUCUCUCUCUCCCCCUCUCUCUCCCCCUCUGUUCUGACGUCACUGGCUGUUUGCAUAGCUAUUGUCUUACAGCGGCUGCAGCGGCAGCGGCUCUUCACCAGAUUUUUAGUCUUUCACUCCCCCCUUCUCUCUCCUCUCCCCGGGAAAGCCUCUCUCUCUCUCUCUCUCUCCCCCUCCUCCCCCCCCUCUCUCUCUCCAUUAGUAAAUCCUACAGUGGAAUGAGAAGUGAGAGAGUGACGGUGAGGAGAGGAUGAGAAGCAGGAUAUAGACUGCAGAAAGAGGAGAGAUGCGAUAGCCAGCCACAACCGCAUCUCUGUGUAUGGAUUUGACCACAUUUUGCCUUAGAUGUGCAGGUUUUCUGCUUGUUUUUAUUUUCUAUUUAUUUAUUUAUUGAUUUAAUCCUCCACAAGGCCUUUUUUUUUUUUUUUUUUUUUUGCGGCCGGACUAACUGAGCGUGUGUGCGUGGAGGAGGGCUUUUAAAGCAGCGACGGAUAGCGGAGCUGGGGCAUCUGGCCAUCUGGGAGGCAGCAACGGCCGGCUGGCUGCAUUGUGUUGCUUUGAUGACCCCCGCUGUGUAGCUGCCUGCUCAUCAACCUCCUCUCUCUCUCGCUCUCUCUCUCUCGCUCUCUCUCACCCUCCCCAUUCUCUCUCCUCUCUUUCCUCCUCCUCCUCCUCCUCCUCCUCCUCUCCAUCACAGCUCCCGGCCCAGCCAUGUUCGGCACAGAGUCGUCAUUAAGCAUGUUUCUCAACACCUUGACGCCCAAGUUUUAUGUGGCUCUGACAGGCACUUCCUCCCUCAUAUCAGGACUCAUAUUGAUAUUUGAGUGGUGGUAUUUCAGGAAAUAUGGGACCUCUUUCAUAGAGCAGGUGUCUGUGAGCCACCUGCGCCCCCUGCUGGGCGGAGUGGACAGCAGCUCCCCUAGCAACUCCAACACCAGUAAUGGAGAGGCCGAUUCCAAUCGACAAAGUGUGUCCGAAUGUAAAGUAUGGAGAAAUCCGCUGAAUUUAUUUCGUGGAGCAGAAUAUAAUCGGUAUACGUGGGUAACGGGUCGAGAGCCGCUGACAUACUAUGACAUGAACCUGUCAGCACAAGACCACCAGACCUUCUUUACCUGCGACUCAGACCAUCUCCGGCCUGCCGACGCCAUUAUGCAGAAGGCAUGGAGAGAGAGGAACCCACAGGCUCGCAUCUCUGCAGCACAUGAAGCUCUGGAGCUCGAAGAUUGUGCGACAGCAUACAUCCUGCUGGCAGAGGAAGAAGCAACAACCAUCAUGGAGGCUGAACGUUUGUUUAAACAAGCGCUAAAAGCUGGAGAGAGCUGCUAUCGCCGCAGCCAACAGCUCCAGCAUCACGGUACACAGUAUGAAGCCCAACACAGAAGAGACACCAAUGUAUUGGUAUACAUAAAGAGAAGACUGGCCAUGUGCUCCAGAAAGCUUGGCCGAACACGAGAAGCAGUAAAAAUGAUGAGAGAUUUAAUGAAGGAGUUCCCUCUCCUCAGUAUGUUCAACAUCCAUGAGAACCUGCUGGAGUCGCUACUAGAGCUCCAGAACUACGCCGACGUCCAGGCCGUUCUGGCCAAGUAUGACGAUAUCAGCUUACCUAAAUCUGCAACAAUAUGCUACACAGCAGCCUUGCUCAAAGCCAGGGCGGUAUCAGACAAAUUCUCUCCAGAAGCAGCAUCCAGACGAGGGCUGAGCACAGCAGAGAUGAACGCAGUAGAAGCCAUCCACAGAGCGGUGGAGUUCAACCCCCAUGUCCCCAAAUAUCUGCUGGAGAUGAAGAGUCUGAUUCUUCCUCCAGAACACAUCCUGAAGAGAGGAGACAGCGAGGCCAUCGCCUACGCCUUCUUCCACCUGCAGCACUGGAAAAGGGUAGAGGGGGCGCUCAACCUCCUGCACUGCACCUGGGAGGGCACAUUCAGAAUGAUCCCAUAUCCUCUGGAGAAGGGUCACCUCUUCUACCCCUACCCCAUCUGCACAGAGACGGCCGACAGAGAGCUGCUACCCAUGGAAGCAGUGUUUCACGAGGUCUCAGUCUACCCUAAGAAGGAGCUGCCCUUCUUCAUCCUCUUCACAGCUGGUCUCUGCUCCUUCACCGCCAUGCUGGCUCUGCUCACACACCAGUUCCCCGAACUCAUGGGAGUAUUUGCUAAAGCUUUCCUCAGCACGCUGUUUGCUCCUCUGAACUUCAUCAUGGAGAAAGUGGAGAGCAUCCUGCCAUCCAGCCUCUGGCAUCAACUCACCCGCAUCUGACCCCCACCGGACCCGGACCAGAAUCAGACCCACGACCCAGGAGCCAGGAGCCGACCUCCAUCCAGACAGAAACAGCUGAACUGAAACCCAGAACGCUGCGUUGGACUGGACUGACACACCUUUGUGCCAAGAUUACCGAGUUCAAACCAAACUGAGAACGGACGAGGACGACGGAAGGAGGCAUGGAACGACAAAAGGCAAAACAAUGGAAUCCGGAAUUGGUUUUGACUUUAUUUGAUAUGUUUGCAUUUUUUGGGUUUUCAAUCAUUUAAAGCUGUUCUUUUGUUGUACAAAAAGAGGUAAUCAAUUUGCCAUCAUUAAAAAAGUGAGAAGACAAAAAAAUACAAUAAAGGACUUUUUGUGUAUUGCUGCAA